AUGGAGGCUGGGCCCAGAACUGCACCAUCCUCCGACCAGCGGACCGGAAGUUCACCCUUUCACGAUCCUGAUGUGUCGCCCCUGCAAAUCGAUGUAGGCAAUCUGGUGCGUCUGCUGGUCAAGGAGGAGCAACUUACGCAGGCACGCAAGCGUGCUGAUAAGCUGGAACGUGAGAACUUUGAUGGGAGCGAAUGUCCCAGAUGGGCUCGGAACUGCACCAUCCUGAUCAGGAAGCUGAAGAUGAGUGACAUGGAGAUAUCAAAGGCCAUUCUUUUGAUGGACAGCAAUGAGCAGCUGACACUCGACAUGGUCGAGCAGCUGCUAAAGUUCACGCCAUCGGCGGAGGAUGAGCAUAGCGAGGAUAUUAAGUCACUGGCCCGCGCCGAUUGCUCCCUUUACGAAGUAUCAAAGUUGGUUAUAAAUACCACAGGCAACUACAUGAUUCCUCCGGAUUCCGACUGGCCUCACUAAAUCGCCGUUCACCGGCAGCCAUCGAGCCGGACUCAGAGGGCAGGCCGUUGCUCCAAGGGUAUGUGCCCGUCGAGCAGAAGAUCCAGCAGAAGCUGCAGGACCUCAAGGCGCU
Molecule: messenger RNA, 583 nt
Organism: Drosophila serrata
Lineage: Eukaryota; Metazoa; Arthropoda; Insecta; Diptera; Drosophilidae
Product: disheveled-associated activator of morphogenesis 1-A-like
Source: RefSeq, a predicted model, not a curated record